GUUAUGUCAUGUCGACUAUUUCUACUGUGACAGAUAUCGAAGAACAAGACGAUAUCUUCAGUUUAUCUAGAAGAUAUGCGUCUUUCUUAGAACAUAGUCGAGAGUUUAGAGAAGAGCUUUAUGAAAUGCAGGGUCCAGAAGAUAUUCCUUACCGAACUAUGUCUUGGAAUAUGGCUUACUGUGCUAUGACUGCUGAAACAGUAGCUUUGGGAGUAUUAUCUUUACCAAGUGUCUUUUCUACUUUGGGAUAUGUUCCUGGAGUUGUACUUGUCUUGUCCUUUGGAAUCCUUUCUACUUAUACAGGCUUCAAUCUGGGACAGUUUCGAUUGAAUCACCCAGAAGUAUGUAACUUUGGAGAUGCCGGUUAUGUUUUAAAGAAAAGAUUGGGAAGGUUUCUUUGUUCUACUGGACUUUGUCUGUUUUUAAUAUUUUUGGUUGGAGCGCAUUGCCUAGCUGGAAGUAUAGCUAUGGAAACUUGGACGAACAAUCACUUCUGUCGACUAUUGGGUGCUAUACUAUUUGCUUUGAUUGGUUUCAUUCUUAGUCUUCCUCGUACUUUGAGAGGUGUGAGUUAUAUGUCUGUGGUUUCUAUUCUUAGUAUUUGUUGUGCUUUGAUAUUUACAGGAGUUGCACUUAUUAUUCAAAGACCAACCGAUACUUUGUUUCAGUCUCCAAAAGCUUUUGUGACAAAUGUUUCCUUUUCCUCUUGUCUUGUUUCUAUUAUGGACGUUAUAUUUGCUUAUGCUGGUCAUUUAGCGUUUUUUAACUUUAUAGCUGAAAUGCGCGACCCAAAAGAGUUCAGUAGAGCACUAUUCGGUCUUCAAGUAACUGAUAUAACUAUUUACCUUUUGACAGGAACUAUCAUGUAUGCUUUUGGAGGUGGUCAUUUAACUUCUCCUAUUAUAUCUACUCUACGUUUUUCAACACUACGUCAAAUAGCCUAUGGUUUGGCAACUCCAAUGAUUGUGAUUGCAGGAGUUAUUUAUGCACACGUGGCUGCGAAGUUUCUGUUCUUUCGAUUGGUUCCUAGUCACUAUUCUUCUCAUUUUCGACGACAUACGUAUCUUUCAUGGAUUAUUUGGUCCACUUUAUGUGCAUUCAUUUGGUGCUUGGGUUGGCUAAUAUCAGAAGCAAUUCCUUUCUUCAACGAGUUGCUUAGCUUGACUGCUUCUCUUUAUGCUUCUCAGUUCACAUAUGGACUAUCUGGGGUCUUUUGGUUAUUUGAUCAUCGUGGAGAGAGAAGACCGUUAUGGAUGUUGUUGAACAUUUUUAUUGUGAUAUUGGGUCUUGUUAUUAUGAUUUUAGGUGUUUAUUCUUCCAUUGUGGAAAUUAUUCUCAAACGUGAAACUACACAUUCAUUGGGUUUAUUUUCUUGUUGAUUGGGAAUAAAAAGUGAAUUGUAGAA
Galdieria sulphuraria is the source of this 1405-nucleotide messenger RNA. Its product is annotated as amino acid transporter, AAAP family. The record is from RefSeq and is a predicted model, not a curated record. Bases 9 to 1379 code for a protein of 456 amino acids. Gene Ontology annotation, biological process: amino acid transmembrane transport. The transcript has a single exon. Gene Ontology annotation, cellular component: vacuolar membrane. NCBI's taxonomy places the organism in Eukaryota, Rhodophyta, Bangiophyceae, Galdieriales, Galdieriaceae. Gene Ontology annotation, molecular function: amino acid transmembrane transporter activity.